AUGCUGGGACUAAAAGGCUUUUCUCGUCGACUCAAAAACAAGAUAUCAAAAAUAUUCAACCCCCAUGGCGAGAGGAAUGCUACAAAAGACUCUGUCCUGCAUGCGAGCGCUACAUCGACCUCAGGACGACAUCCAACCAUCACUUUCGAACCCUUUAUCGAAAAAGGUCCCUUAAUAUCCGCAUACGCAAAUUACACACCAAAAGUCACAUUCUCAUACUUGGCGGGACAUGCCUCAUUUCAGACCGGUUAUUUUGGAGUAGAAGAUACUGCAACCGUUUCCGGAAUGCUUAAUCUCCGCUUCCCCGACAAUGACCCGUGUUUGGCCAAGAGCAUUGUCAUAUCCCUAAUCGGAGAAGAACGCAUACGAUGGACCGAAAAAACCCCCGACGUCGAAACACCGACUAAAUCAACUAGCCGCAAAAGAUCCGAAUCAACAAAUAGAAUGGCCUCUAACGUAUUCUGCAAUCAGAGCAUAUGCGUCUGGCAAACGUGUCUGGUAGGAUACGAAGAGAUACGUUCCCUAGAUAUCCCAUUCUCGUUCAAUCUCCCGACAGAUCUACCAGCCUCGCUGUAUCUCGACGAUGUGCAGGCUCGUAUCAAAGAAGUCGAGGUCGGACUAUGGCUUACAAAAUACGCCGAAGAGCCAGCCGUGUUAGAUGACGACAGAAGUGCUCAGAGUUGGAGCGUUGCAGAACCAAAUUCAGAGAUUCCCAUACGAUGGAGUUCUUGGAAUGACGCUGCAGCUAUCCAAAGAGGGCUCGGUUGGGAAAUCACCCUAAACAAGACCUUGUUCGGCCCGGAUAACCACAUAAUGGUCUCGGUUAAACUCUUGUUCAUGGAUCCGAGAGUAAAAGUGGAAUCCAUCUCCUUUGGUCUGCAAGAGAUUAGAACCUGUCACAUUGAUGACGACCAAAUCGUCAACAAGUCUAAAAAAUAUAUUCGUCAUGAACGUGUUCGUGGAGAGGACAUUGCAAUAUUGCCUGGCCCUGACAAGGAAGGGUUCGUGGUAUUUGUGACUCCAACCGACGGCGUUACGUUUGACGUGAAUACCAUGUAUAUCACUGUAAAGCAUAAAGUAAAGAUCAGAAUUGACUUUAGUCAAUAUGCUGCUAUUGAAAAAGACAUUGUCAUUCGGAACUUUAUAUCAAGAAACGAAAUUGCUCUACGAUCUGCUGCGCUAGAGAGUGAGCGGAAAGGUUUAAAGAUUGAAGAAUGGCGGAUGUCAAGAAUCUCGCAGAGCAAGCGGAUGCAGGAUAAAACGUUCCGUGAAAGCAAGCGUUAUAGCAUGAACGGUGCCGGCGUAGGUGGAAGCGGCGUUGUGAGGAUGGUUAGUGGGAAUGCUACAUUCGCAGUGCAAGAUGAAAACUAUGAUGCAUUAGAACAUCGUCAAGAGUUGGAAGAGCGGCUAGUCAGCAUGCAAGAUGAAUUGCAACAAGACUAUCUUGAUGAUCGGGAAGAAGAACUGGACAAUGUCCAAGCGGAAGGAUCAACAAGCGCUCGAUAUGGCUAUGCCUUGAACAACGGUCACGUCAAACUGGAUUCAGAUGAUGAGAAUGCACGCCAGCGAUACUAUGAGAGUCGAGGAUGGAUAUGA
Paraglomus brasilianum is the source of this 1596-nucleotide messenger RNA. Lineage: Eukaryota; Fungi; Glomeromycota; Glomeromycetes; Paraglomerales; Paraglomeraceae. The record is from the annotation of a GenBank genome assembly.